GGAAGGCUAGGUGUCUGAGUGUUGGGGGGAAGGGGACGGAUGAGUUUGGCGCAAAGCCUGCCGGGGCAUGGAGUCCCGGUGAGCUUUGUGCGCAUGUGCGACGAGUGAGGGGGCUUGGGGGGCAUCGUCUGGGAGACUGAGAGCACGUCCAGGGAUGUCUGUUCCUCUAGUGGCACCGAUCCCCUCGUAUUCGGACCCCAGCCUCAUGGCUUCUCUUCAUCUCUUUCUCCGUUUUUACUGAGACGUCAUCAACAUAGAGCGUUGUGUUCAGUUACCCCGGGACCAUCUGACGUGGGUACGUUGUGACGCGGUCGCCAUGGACUCACAGACCCCCAUGGAGGUCCUGUCUCCCCAGCCCGUGAAGCAGGAAGGCCAGACGGCCGAGGGCCUGACCCUGGACUCGCCGUGGCACCGCUUUCGCCACUUCCACCUGGGCGAUGCGCCAGGCCCCCGCGAGGCGCUGGGGCUGCUGCGCACCUUGUGCCGAGACUGGCUGCGGCCCGAGCUGCACACCAAGGAGCAGAUGCUGGAGCUGCUGGUGCUGGAGCAGUUCCUGAGCGCACUGCCCGCCGACGUCCAGGCCUGGGUGUGCAGCCGGCGGCCCCAGAGCGGGGAGGAGGCCGUGGCCCUGCUGGAGGAGCUCUGGGGACCAGCAGUGAGGGUACCUCAGGAUGUGACAGAAGGCUCUGGAGUGAGCACUGGAAAGGAUGAUGUUGGGAUGAUGCCCUUAGGAGAUGCGGCCCCCGGGGUGGAGAUGCUGGCGACGGGGGACGCCCAGGCCACGCGCCCCUACAAGCAGGAGCCAGGCAGCCCUCCACCGGCCCCCGCGGCGCCGCCUGCGCCCGGCCUGCCCCCCUUCCUGGCGGCGGCGGCGGCCGCCCCGGGCACCACCUCCUGCCCCGAGUGCGGCAAGGUCGCCCUGAAACCCGCGCACCUGCUGCGCCACCGGCAGAGCCACUCGGCCGAGAAACCGCACGCCUGCCCCGAGUGCGGCAAGGCCUUUCGGCGCAAGGAGCACCUGCGGCGCCACCGCGGAACGCACCCCGGCGGCCCCGGGCCGGCCCUGCGCCCGCUGCCUGCGCGCGAGAAGCCGCACGCCUGCUGCGAGUGCGGCAAGACCUUCUACUGGCGCGAGCACCUGGUGCGCCACCGCAAGACACACUCGGGGGCGCGGCCGUUCGCCUGCUGGCAGUGCGGCAAGGGUUUCGGGCGCCGCGAGCACGUGCUGCGCCACCAGCGCAUCCACGGCCGCGCGGCAGGCAGCGCGGGCGCGGCGGCGGGCCCUGGCAGCGGGGGCCCCUUCCCGGCCUGGCCACUGGGGUAGCAGCCGCCGCGCCUGCCGCCCAGCCCCUCCCGGCCUGCAGCCCCCUGCUCCUGCGCCGGCUCCAGUCGGAACCUGUUUCCUCUACUCUUGUCCCGGGCCACACGGCCCUAUCGGGUUGUCACGGCCUGCCAGGCUGUCCCACUCCGUGCAGGUGCGCCCGCGAGCCCCUCCGCCCCCCUCCCCGUCCUCUCCACCUGCCGUGUGGGUGCCCAGCGAGGCUGGCCUGAGCCCAAGAGAGGAGCGCGGGCCCCUGAUCCAGAGGAGGCUGGAGGAAGGAGACCCCUCCCCACGGGGCGAGGGUGGGAGGGGGAAGGGGUGAUGGUUCUGACAGGAUGGACUGGGCUCUGCUCGUGGGCUCCUUGGGCUCGCCCCUCUCUGCGGCUGGGAGGGUGCGUGAUGGACAGCGAUGCCCGCUCCAGGGAAGCAUCGCGGAGACCACAGUUCACCAUUUGGAGAGUAAUAAAGUUACUUGAUGAGAGGUGCCCAGGCAGUCCCGGGUUCUGUGAAGGUGGGCCUCACCUCCAAAGCCCGUGUUCUGGGGGGACCUUGGGCAUCAGUUCCUCAUCCUUGAGCCUGGAGAGGAGCCUCUCAGAGAUGGGUUUCAUCCAGCUCCCUGGGGGCCCAGGAGCAGGUGUCUCCACUGCCGUCCUUAGAGC
Molecule: messenger RNA, 1980 nt
Organism: Mustela lutreola (European mink)
Lineage: Eukaryota; Metazoa; Chordata; Mammalia; Carnivora; Mustelidae
Gene: ZNF444
Product: zinc finger protein 444
Exons: 5
Coding region: 317-1324 (335 amino acids)
Biological process (GO): regulation of transcription by RNA polymerase II
Molecular function (GO): DNA-binding transcription factor activity, RNA polymerase II-specific; RNA polymerase II cis-regulatory region sequence-specific DNA binding
Source: RefSeq, a predicted model, not a curated record